Molecule: messenger RNA, 4709 nt
Organism: Serinus canaria (Common canary)
Lineage: Eukaryota; Metazoa; Chordata; Aves; Passeriformes; Fringillidae
Gene: PLPP7
Product: phospholipid phosphatase 7 (inactive)
Exons: 6
Coding region: 3415-4230 (271 amino acids)
Cellular component (GO): nuclear envelope
Molecular function (GO): sphingosine-1-phosphate phosphatase activity
Source: RefSeq, a predicted model, not a curated record
CCGCAGCAUCAGAAAGGCAACGGGGUCAAACUUUGCAGGAACUCGCUCGCAGCCCCUCGCUGCCCCCGGGCGUGCCCGGUCGCUGCCGCCGGCUGCCCGGGCAGGGAGCGCCGCAUGCCCGUGGCUCCCGCGGUCCCGGCGGCACCGGCUGCGGGUCCGGGCCCCCCCGCGCCCCCCGCCGCCCUGUCCUCCCUCCUUCGCCCAGUCCCAUCCCUCCCCCUGUAUUUCGCUUUUAAACUGCAGCUGUUGAAGCUGAACCUCCUUUGCAAAAAAACAGCAUUUCCUCCCACAUAUCCGUGAAUUGUGGGUAAUGUAGUUUUUUUUUUUUUAUUUUAGAAACGCCUUCCCCCCCCCUUUAUUAUUAUUAUUAUUAUCUUUUAAUUUCACUGCUAUGUACUUUUUCUUGGAUUUUCAGAUUAAGAUUUUCCUCUCCCGGCUGGAGCCUGCUGCUGGGUCGAUUUGGUGCCAACCAAAGGGCACCAGAGGGGAUGGUCUCCUUAUUUGCAGAACCUGUAGCCCUAGGCUGGAUGGGCUGUAAUUCCAGCAAGGAAUAAUGUAAAGCUCUCCAUAGCAGCAGUGGGACUCGGGAGCAGCUGUGAGAAGCGUCUAAGGCAGCAGUGGCCUGUGGGAAAGUUGUAAACUUCUAUUACAGACAGUUUUAGGGGUAAUGUUGCCAGCUGGUCCUGCUGGCCAUCAGAAUCUGAGCACCAGGGGAGGUGAAUUUUUUGGCUUUUCAGCUGAUGGACAUCAGGCAUUGGGUGAGUGUGUCCUCUGUCACUUAUUUCUAAAUAGGAAACCUGGGGAAAUGAGAGGUGAAAAUCUCUUUGCCGGUGCUGCUUGUGGUGUGGCACAGCAGUGCAGAGCUGCUGUAAAUGUCUUUUAGUCCUUCCUACCCUGCACUCUCAGCAGGCUGGAUUAGCCCUUGGCAGGUAGGAGAGACCUGGGCUACCAGGUUAUCCUAGCAAGCAAAUGCCAGAGGAUGAGGAGAGGCAGAUUUGCUCCUUUCCACCCACAGCAAGUGGAAAAAACACAGCUUAUUGUGAUGUUUUUCCUCCUCACGUGUUUCUCGAAGCAUUGAGAAGUAUUUAUUUUGAACUUCCCAGUUGCUGUGAAAGGCACAAUUUAGUCACUAAUCCUGUGACAGAGAGAAACACUAAGAACCUGCUCAAGUUACAAGCCACUUACUAUCAUGUAGUACCAGGAAGAAUGAAAUUAGCAUCUUCCGAAUGAAAUAUCCAGCAGCCUCCAGAAGGUGCUGAAAUCCUUUGACAUUUCCAAGACUCUUUCACACUUUUCAAACAAGCUUGUCACAGUUUCCCAGAGCAUCCUGAGUCUGGUGAAACUGCAUAUUCUGCGACUCUAGUUCCACUGAAGCUUCAGCCAGGUCUUACUUCAACUUGGCUGUCUCUGGUCAACUAGGAAAUUACAUUAUCUCACUCUAAUUGAAUCAGCUCUUCAGCUGGAGUUUUUGUUGGGUUUCGGUCGUGCCUGUCUCCAUCACACCGAUGUGAGUGAUUGAGGCAUCAGCACAUCCUACCCAGCUUUUUUUUUUGUCCCUGGAAGGAUCCCGUGCAGGGUUUGCUGGAUGCACUUUGGUUGCAAGUGCUGCUGCUUUGGCCAGAGGUUGGGACGCACCGACGCUGCCAGUGAAGGGCAGAGAGAGGGGAUGGGGCUGGCACUGCUGUCCCACCCACAUUCCAGCAGGGUUUGCCCGGCCGUGCUGGCCCCUGGAAUUGCGGAAUUGUGCAGGGAAUUGUGGCCGGCAGCCCCGCAGGCAGGGUGGGCAGGGCAGCGGGGCUGAGCACAGCCGGGCUGCGCAGAGGGACACACGGAGCAUGCCGGAUCUGUCUGUCUGUCUGUCUGGGCGUUCUCCCAGGUGCUGGAUGACCCCAGUGGAUCAUGUGUCAGGACUGGAAUAGCCCCGCGGAGCAGGGAGCCUGUCUGCAGGGAUAUUUAUAAACCCCGGGUUAGUUUUAUGGGACGGGGCUUGUCAUGGCCUCAGUGGGAUCAGGGAUUUUUCCCUUCCCAGCUCAGUUUCCCCAGCUGGGACUGUCAGUGACAGCCCACCCUGCUGCAGGAGAGACCAGACAGUUUUCCUUUCCCACUCCACCACUGACAGGGCUUUUGCUGGCACUGCAUCCAUCCCACACUGCCCUUCCUCCUCCAGCCCCUUCCUGCUCAGGACUGGGACUGGAGUGCAAGGCUGGAGUCUCAUGGGGAGGCUGGGGCACAGAAAUUCCCUCCUAUCAGUGUCAGCAGAAGGACAGGCAUGAGAUUAAAUGCACUCCCAGGGCUUUCAAGGUAUUUUUUAACCCCUGACAGCUCCUGUGGAACGUGUUCAGUUAUAGCUGAGCAUCCCCAGCACAGACUGGGUGGGGAUCUCCCUGUUUCUGCAAGGUCCUGGCCAGCAAUGCCUUUAUCCCUCUGAUGUUUGCAGAGUUCCACAGAGCAGCAGCCUUGCACAGAGUGGGAAAAUCCAGGAGGCACUGGGAGGUGAUGGCUACAGCCAAGUGGAAGCAGGGCUGAUGGUUCUCUGCCUGGCCCAUGUCAGGUCCAGGUCCUUCCUGUGCUGGGGACCCUGGAGGUGGAUGCAGUGCUCCAGGAGGAAAAUAUGAACAAAGCCCAGGACCUCAGACACUUGCUUGUCCAAGCACUGCUGCCACCUGGAUGGUCUGUCAGUGAGAUGGGCACAGCCUGGAUGCACAGUUCACUGAGGGAAUUUUGAGAGCUAUGUAGAACAGUGCAAAGAAAAGGGGAUUUCCAGCCUAUUUCCAUAGGAAUAAUCCUGUUGCAGGAGCCUGGGGAUGCUGUGGAGAGCCCAUUGUGCAGGGGAGGUGCUGGCAGUGCAGGUGACCUGGCUGGGGGGGUGCUGCAGCUGGGCUGUCACCCUGCAGGCAGGAGGAAUGACAUGGGUGGUGUGUCCCAGAGGUGCUGGAGGCUCAGACCCACACAGCUGCUGUUCCAGGAUGAUCCUUCAGCCCAAUGAGCUGGAGCUGCAGGGAUGCUCCCAGGGCCAUGGAUGUCGCAGGGGGUCGGCAGGGAGGUGGGAGGUGACAGCGAUGGAGCACAGCGUGUGUGGCAGGAGGGACAGCAAGUGUUCCCUGUCCUCCUUGGGACCUGGCAGAGCCUCCCUCCCCUCCGUGCUGCCGGGGCCGGUGGCUGUGCCGCGGUCGGGGGACACGGGCAGCGGCUGUCACCUGCUGUCAGCUCGGGCUGUGCCGCGCUGGGGACACGGCGGGGACACGUGCGCUAUCGAGGCCACGCAGCGCCGGGGCAGGAGGAUGGGAAUUCAAGGAGGAUGGGAAUUCAAGGAGGAUGGGAGUUCAAGGAGGAUGGGAAUUCAUCAGCGGCUCCUGCCCGGGUGAUCAGGAGGCAGGUGAUGCUUCUCCGGGGUUGCGUUAAAGAGAGACUGCAAUGCCAGCAUCCCAGCCACGGUCCAGGGCCAGAGACAGGAACAAUGUCCUCAACAGGGCUGAGUUCCUCUCCCUGAACCAGCCCUUGAAGGGGAACCAGGAGGGCAGGAGCUCCAGCAGGAAGCAGAGCGGCCAGGCCGGGGCAGCCGGUGCCCAGAGCAGCGGCCCCAAGGAGCGGCGGCAGUCGCAGCAGCUGCCCGAGGAGGAUUGCAUGCAGCUCAACCCCUCCUUCAAGGGAAUCGCCUUCAACUCGCUGCUGGCCAUCGAUAUCUGCAUGUCCAAGAGGCUGGGAGUGUGUGCCAACAGAGCCUCCUCCUGGGGAGGCGCCCGCUCCAUGAUCAACCUCCUGGGGAUAACGGGGCACGGCAUCCCCUGGAUUGCGGGGACGCUCAUCUGCCUGGUGAAGAGCAGCACGCUGGCAGGCCAGGAGGUCCUCAUGAACCUGCUGCUGGCCCUGCUCCUGGACAUCAUGAUUGUGGCAGGUCUGCAGAAGCUGGCCAAGCGCAAGGGCCCCUACGACAUCAACCCUGGCCUGUUGGACUACCUGACCAUGGACACCUACGCCUUUCCCGCCGGGCACGCCAGCAGGGUGGCCAUGCUCUCCAAGUUCUUCCUCAACCACCUGGUGCUGGCCAUCCCUCUGCGCAUCCUGCUGGUGCUCUGGGCCCUCUGCGUGGGCCUCUCGCGCGUCAUGAUCGGGCGGCACCACAUCACCGAUGUCCUCUCGGGCUUUGUGUUCGGCUACCUGCAGUUCAGGCUGGUGGAGUUGAUAUGGAUGUCUUCCAACACGUGUCAGAUGUUGAUAUCCAUCUGGUGAACGUGGAGGACUUGGAAGCUAGAAGAUACUUUGAGAGUCUCCCCUCCCUCCCAGUAUUUUCUACGUGUUGUUUGUUGGAAGCAGUUGUAACUUCCAUGAGUAGUGGUGUUUUUUAAUGUCGCUUCCCCACCUUUAAAAAAAAAAGUUUCUUGUAAUGGAUUGGGUUUUAGAAAUCAAGGGCCAUACCUGUGUUUUGGCCAUAUUCUCAAGCUGUGUUUGGACAGCAGCCUAAUUAAGCUUUACAGGUGAGAGAAAUGAGCUCCAUGUCUGCCUUCUUCAGGUGGUUCACAUUGGCACUUUGAUAUGUCCUCAGGAUGGGCAGUGCCUGAGAGCUUCCUGAGAACACAUUUGUGAACUUUUUCGAGGAUAAAUUAUUUCGGCCACAGUGCUUUUUUUCUUUUUGUAAGCCCAGCAGUUGUGUCUUGUACAGAGUCAGGACACUGCUGGUGCUUUACAGAUAAUAAAUAAUCAUAAAAAUC